This is a messenger RNA of Postia placenta MAD-698-R-SB12, 411 nucleotides long. RefSeq lists its product as hypothetical. The transcript is spliced from 3 exons. Lineage: Eukaryota; Fungi; Basidiomycota; Agaricomycetes; Polyporales; Adustoporiaceae. The record is from RefSeq and is a predicted model, not a curated record. Bases 1 to 411 code for a protein of 136 amino acids.
AUGAAUGUAUUGCAAAUCACACUGUUUGUUACCGAGAUGUUCCCGUGCACGGUCGAUUUCAUCAUUCGUAUCACGGCCAUCUUGCUCGCGCGGUACAUCAUCAGGCUACGCCAGCUCUUCGCUGGAGACGAUGAGAUCGUGUCAAUGGGAGAGACAACGCUGAGCUCCGAAGGGACCCAUUCGUCAAUCCUCCAUGCGCGGAAUCAGUCAUCCCACACCAGCAGCUCAUUACUGCUCAGACACAAGCGCGAUCUCUCACAGUCUUCUGUAUAUGACUCCAUAGGAGGGUGGAAGGACUUUCCGGAUGACUGGCUGUUUAAGGACGAUGAUGAUUCGGGGGAGGAGGCGAGUGAUGAGAUCGAGCUGGGCAUUGUUGUAACGCGGCGUAUAAGCGUUAGCCGAUCCAUCUGA